GACUCUAUUUCUAAGGAAUUUCGGAGGGCAAAACGACGACGGAAGUCAACGAUUUGGCUGGGACGGGACGGGAUGGGACGGCUCAGUCCGCCGUCCGGUAUUGAACCCAGAUGAGCUUGGUCUGGUUUUCGUUCGACCCUCGUCCACACGGGGCACCAGGUUCUGCUUGAGAUUUCGUUGCUCCACGGCUUCUCAGCAGCGAACCGAACAACAAAGGAGACGGAAAGAAGGGAGUUCUUCUCACUCGUGUAUUCAACAAAUUAAGUAGCUUGUCUUGUAAACCAGACCUUCGUCUCACGUAUAGACGAGCUCUCACUCAAUCAAUCACGAUUACACUAUAAAUAUUUAAUAAAUAUUUGGGUUUCUUCUCGCAGCAACAGUAGGAGAGAAAGGAGGUCCUCUACAAGAUGUCCUUCAGGAAAGCCCAGAUCGCCCAAAUCCGCCUUAUGAGUUCACAUCCUGAGGUUUAUGAACCGUGCGAUGAUUCAUUCGCACUAGUUGAUGCACUUCUGGCUGAUAGAAACAACCUGUUAGAGCAUCAGCCAACGUUGUGCAUGGAAGUGGGUUGUGGUAGUGGGUAUGUUAUCACUUCUUUAGCUCUUAUGCUGGGACAGGAGGCUCCUGGGGUCUACUAUAUUGCUACUGAUAUCAAUCCUCAUGCAAUGAGGGUGACCAGUCAGACCUUAGAAGCACAUGGUGUUCAUGCAGAGUUGAUAAACACUGAUAUCGCAUCAGGGCUAGAGAAGCGUCUGGCAGGAUUGGUUGAUGUAAUGGUUGUGAACCCACCAUAUGUGCCAACCCCUGAAGAUGAAGUGGGCCGUGAAGGAAUUGCCUCUGCUUGGGCAGGAGGGGAGAAUGGCCGGUGUGUUAUUGAUAAGAUAUUACCAAUUGCUGACAAUCUAUUAUCAGACAACGGCUGGUUGUACAUGGUCACGCUUACAGCUAACAAUCCCUCAGAGAUAUGCCUUCAAAUGAGAAAGAAGGGAUAUGCUGCUAGAAUUGUCGUCCAGAGGUCAACAGAAGAAGAGUCCCUCCAUGUCAUCAAGUUCUGGCGGGAUUUUGAUUGUCAAGCUGAUGCAAAGGAAACGGUGGCGACAAACAAAACAGUUCCUGCAAGAGUCAUGGAGUCCCUGGUUUCACAGUUUCCUCUGUCAUCAUUCUGGAGAAGCAGUGGCAGUCACAGUAGCUGAUAGAUGAGAAGGUAAAAAAAAGUUUGAGGUUUUCAAUAACCUAUUCCAGUGCUUCCAGUCCUCCCUAUCAGCAAUUUUAAGAGCUUAUAUGACUUCAUCAGUCUCUGCAAUAGGAUAUACUGCAGAGCUUCCAUCAUCUACAACCUUAUGGACCAAAGUUUCCAAACUUAUGUGCAAUAUGAGAAGCAGAGCUCAAUUGUCAGUAUCAGGUGCAAUGCUUUGGUUCAAGUUCCAACUGCUUGUGAAGAUCGGCAUGUUUAGUUCAUUCUGUCAGUAUCAGAUGGAAUAGUUUCUCUGUAUGUUUAAAUAUCAGAAGUGCCAUAGGUUUGGUUCAACACAUUAUAUAUGUCACAGAUUUCUCAGCAUAAAAUCAAUUUUAGAGAAAUCAAAGAUGUGUUGAUUUAAUGAAACAAACAAUUUGGGUUCACUCUACCCUCAAA
Messenger RNA from Alnus glutinosa, 1630 nucleotides. RefSeq lists its product as uncharacterized. Bases 408 to 1190 code for a protein of 260 amino acids. Gene Ontology annotation, cellular component: eRF1 methyltransferase complex. Gene Ontology annotation, biological process: methylation. Gene Ontology annotation, molecular function: S-adenosylmethionine-dependent methyltransferase activity; nucleic acid binding; protein methyltransferase activity. The transcript has 4 exons. The record is from RefSeq and is a predicted model, not a curated record. Lineage: Eukaryota; Viridiplantae; Streptophyta; Magnoliopsida; Fagales; Betulaceae.